AUGGUUUUUGGCGGCGUGGUCCUCCGUUUUUCCAAUUUAGUCAUUCGCGUACUCCAGUUCCUGGACGCCGCAGUCAUCCUCGGCAUAUUUUCAUUCUUCCUGGCUGUACUCAGUCGCCAUGACCAGAACAUCCCUCAGUGGAUCAAAGCCACCGAGGGUCUUUCCGGAGCAGCCGCCCUUUAUGGACUUCUGGGUAUUCUCUUCACUUGCUGCGUGGGAGGUGUUGCCUUCUUCGCCUUUUUGGCCGUUGUUCUCGACGUCUGCUUCGUCGGAGCGAUGAUCGCCAUCGCUGUCAUGACCCGCGAUGGCACUCAGACGUGCUCCGGUCAUGUCAACACUCCCCUAGGUUCGGGAGACAGUGAGGUGGAAUCUGCUUCCAGAGUGAAGCUCGGAUUCGCCUGUAACCUCGAGAAGGCCACAUUUGCGGUUUCUAUUAUCGGAAUCUUUUUCUUCUUGAUCUCCAUCCUCUUCCAAGUCCUAUACGCUCGCCAUCACAAGCGCGAGAAACGGUUCGGCCCUUCCCCGGCAAAUGGUUAUACCUAUGGCACCCAGCGUCGGGGAUUCUGGCGUCGCAGCAAGAACGUCCCUGAUGCUGCUAGCUCGGAUGAUAUUCUCCCGGGUCAUCCGACGCCACAGGAUGUGGAAUUGGGCACCGCCGAAAAACCCGGUCUUUUUGGUCGAAUGUUCUCCCGCAAGAAGAGCGCCCGGGAUGCGCCACAAGCUCCAGUCAGGAACGGCUACGGUUAUGGCAAUUCCACGUAUACUGCUAACUAUUGA
Aspergillus tanneri is the source of this 777-nucleotide messenger RNA. RefSeq lists its product as uncharacterized. The transcript is spliced from 2 exons. The record is from RefSeq and is a predicted model, not a curated record. Bases 1 to 777 code for a protein of 258 amino acids. NCBI's taxonomy places the organism in Eukaryota, Fungi, Ascomycota, Eurotiomycetes, Eurotiales, Aspergillaceae.